This is a messenger RNA of Spodoptera littoralis (African cotton leafworm), 825 nucleotides long. Lineage: Eukaryota; Metazoa; Arthropoda; Insecta; Lepidoptera; Noctuidae. The record is from the annotation of a GenBank genome assembly.
AGUCACAAAGUUUGUCGUAGGGCGCGCCGUACGCACCGUGAUGUGGGCCUGCUCGUGAAUCAUGCUCGAUAUAAAAAGCUCCGCCGACUAUCUGAGUCGGUCGGGCACAUUCACCAACUUCUCUAUGUUAUUUGCGGAUGCUUCAUACAAGAGUACUUGGUCUACGCAUGCCACAUCACAGGGUUCACAAGGCUAUGGCACUAACUCGCUAUCGGCUAUGUCGAAGUCGACGCUCGACGCGCACACACAUUUACGUCAACCAGGCUCAGGACAAAUUCAGCUUUGGCAGUUUCUUCUGGAGCUGCUGAGUGAUUCGAGCAACGCUGGCUGCAUCACAUGGGAGGGGACUAAUGGAGAGUUCAAGCUCACGGACCCUGACGAGGUGGCGCGUCGGUGGGGGGAGAGGAAGUCGAAGCCAAAUAUGAAUUACGACAAGCUGAGCCGAGCUCUGAGAUAUUACUACGACAAAAACAUAAUGACAAAGGUUCAUGGCAAGAGGUACGCCUACAAAUUCGAUUUCCAAGGCUUGGCGGCGGCCACGCAGCCGGCGGCGAGUGAUCCAGCUUAUAAGUACCAGAGUGAUCUGUUCAUGAGCUCAUACCACCACUCGGCUAAGCUCUCGUCAUUCAUGGCUCCACACGCGGCUAUGCCUACAUCCACAGCGUCGAUAUUCCCAUCUGCGUCAUGGGGUAACUGGGGCGGUGGGGGCAGUAAUCUAUACUCACCACACUCUAUGGCCCCACCUCAUGUGACGUCACACCUCGGCUCCUACCCGCACUACGCAUGACCAAGAUAAAGAAAAACGACGACAAUCGACAAUGAUUU